CAAUAAAUACAUCCGCCCCCAAAUGCAAACACAUCAGGAGAGAUUCCUUCCCUGGGGCUCAGAGCAGGCUCAGGCAGGAGAGCAACAUAAUGAGGUUGGUUGUCUUGCUAGCUGUGCUUUACAGUGGAGUAAGCAGCAGCGUUGUGCUGCAGAAGAUGUAUGGGAGGAUCACAUCCCCCAACUUCCCAAAUGUCUACCCAAAUCACAAGGAGAGAAUCUGGAAUAUUACUGUUCCCAAGGGAUAUUCUGUCCGUGUUUACUUCACCCAUUUCAACCUGGAGCUGUCCUACCUGUGUGAAUACGAUUAUGUGAAGCUGAGCUCUGGUGGGAGGACCUUGGCCACACUGUGUGGAAAGGAUAGCACAGACACUGAGGAGGCUCCGGGCAACAAGACCUACAACUCCAUUGACAACAACCUCAUGGUAGUGUUUCGGUCUGAUUACUCCAAUGAGAAACCAUUCACAGGCUUUGAGGCCUUUUAUGCUGCUGAAGAUAUUGAUGAGUGCCAAAGAGUGUCUGAUGGUGAGCCCCUCUGCAGUCAUCACUGUCACAACUAUGUGGGGGGCUACUAUUGCAGCUGUCGGAUUGGCUACACACUGCAUGAGAACAAGAGGACGUGCACAGCUCCUGCAGCUACAGUGUCCAGGUGGAAGGUGGCUUUCUGAUCACACUGGGAUUCAUGGAGACCUUUAAUGUGGAGGCACACCCAGGAGUGUUGUGCUCCUGUGAUGUCCUUAAGGUAAGGUGAGGUUUAUUGCAUUGCAGCACAGCUUCUGUGAGACAGGCCCAGUUCUUUCACUGCAUCAUCUUCAGCCUGGGUUUCACCACGUUAAUUUACAGCCUCAUCUCCCUCUAUUUCUCCUCAUUCAUUAUUUCUCCUCCUCCCUUCAGUUUUGUUGGGUUUUUUCCAUUUCUUUCAACACUUUCCACUUCUGGGAAAUUCACCACAACCAAACCCAGGCACACAUGGGUGUGUGAUGACUUGAUAAUUUCAUCACAACUUGUGCCUGUAGCGCCCAUCAGUGAUGCCAGGGGAGUCAUUUUGCAUUCAGUUUCCUUGUCUGUAACAUGGACCCAGUGGCUGCUUCCCAGGAAUUCCAAAGCAGUUAGGAUGCUUGGAGAAAAGCCCUGCUGUGAGUGACCAUAGUGAGGAACUCUUAACAACCUGCCUGGGCUUUUAAACAGUGCAAGGACCUUUCUAACUGGUAAUCUCAGGAGCACACGCUGGAUGGACACUGAAGUACAGGCGACAGGUGGGAAGGAGACCUAUGCUUAGUUCUGAAGUCCAGACUAUUCCCAGAACUUCAUUCUGGAAAGGCCUGAAUAGCCACCAAAUAGUGGUGCUUGGAAAAGGUGGUUUCCUGCUUUGUUUUCAGGAUUGUUCCUGUUAAACAGUGUAGCUACUGGGUAGCUCACUUCUGAAGGGAAGUUUUAAGGGAAUCGGGAAUUCCAGCUGACCCUGCAGUUGAGCUCAGGUGCAGACAUAUGAUUUUACUUUAAGGAACAGUUUUCCCAGUGUGUCGGGAGUGACAAGGUAUGUGUUGUGGCACCAGAGAGAGAGCCUGGCCCCAUGCAGGUCACUGCUCGCCUUCAGUGCAAGAGCAUCCCAGUCAGGCAGUUCUUCCUUUCACCCUCGGUAAAUGUAGAUCUGUAUCCAUGCAAGUGAGGUGGUGUAGAGAAAGCACAAGGAAAGGGUGGGUUCUCCCUCAGGAGCCUGUAGCAGUAAGGCACAUAUUAGCUCCUAAGGGGAAUAAUAGUGUUUUCUGAUCCUUGCAGGUUUGCCGUGUCCCAGUCCUGAAGCACCACCCCAUGGUCACACCGCGCCAGUGCAGUGCGGUACCUUCUGAGUGACAGCUCCGCUCUCUCCUGUGGCAUCGGAUAUGUGCUGCUUGAAGUAGGCGACCCAUGGAGCU
Pezoporus flaviventris is the source of this 1913-nucleotide messenger RNA. RefSeq names its product MBL associated serine protease 2 (gene MASP2). The coding region runs from base 90 to 665 and encodes 191 amino acids. The transcript has 5 exons. Gene Ontology annotation, molecular function: calcium ion binding; serine-type endopeptidase activity. Lineage: Eukaryota; Metazoa; Chordata; Aves; Psittaciformes; Psittacidae. The record is from RefSeq and is a predicted model, not a curated record.